Molecule: messenger RNA, 7444 nt
Organism: Macrosteles quadrilineatus (aster leafhopper)
Lineage: Eukaryota; Metazoa; Arthropoda; Insecta; Hemiptera; Cicadellidae
Product: cell division cycle protein 27 homolog
Exons: 16
Coding region: 140-2539 (799 amino acids)
Biological process (GO): cell division
Molecular function (GO): protein binding
Source: RefSeq, a predicted model, not a curated record
UGGUGGUAGUUUUGUAACUGUGUAGGUGAAGUGUUACCUCAACAUUCCCCACUGAGACUAAAUUAGUCUUGGUACGCUUCUGUAGAAAUUUUAAUUCACUCCGCAAUUUAGUUAACAGUGAAAUCAAUAGUUUAUCAAGAUGAUUAUGGAGCCUGUACAGGCUGCCAUUUGGCAUUGCUUAAACAAUUACAGUUAUGGAGAUGCAAUAUUUCUAGCAGAACGCCUCCGAGCAGAAGUGGAGUCAGAUGAAACACUUUUCCUACUGGCUACAUGCUACUACCGCAGCGGCAAACCUGCGCAAGCCUACAACAUCCUCAAAGACAAAGGCCCAGUCUCGGCUCAGUGUAAAUACUUGUUGGCCCGCUGCUGUCUCGACCUACAGAAGAACGCAGAGGCUGAGGCAGUUUUGACUGGAGGAGAUGCCACGCGGACACGCAGCCUAGACGAGAUCACAGCAGAGUUCGGCAACUUGUCGUGCUUCGCUCUGAGUGUGAUUGGUCGCGUGUGCUGUGCCUCGGAACGCACGGUGCGCGGUGUCGAAGCCUACAAAAGAGCUUUGAAGCUCAACCCUCUACUGUGGCAGUCUUACGAACAACUUUGCCGCCACGGAGAGAAGCCUGAACCCAACAAAAUCUUCUCGAUGAACCAUCUUGACAAUCUCGGUCACAUUACGGGCACACAAAACCCUUUUGUUUCAACCAGUCCUGCGGAAUUCGGGCUGGAGAACAAUUUAAAUAUACAAACACCGAUUCAAAUAGAAAAUAUUUUAACGAGUAACAAGAUUGAAUGCAGUGGUAUUCGACCUUUCUCACCUGACGAUAGUCCUAUGUUGCCUUUGCGAUCUGCCAAAACUUCGGGAUUUAGAAAAGCGUUCUCAGGAAGCAGUGUCAGCCCCUUAACUCCGAGUUUCGGAGUGAUGCCGCUAGUAGACUGGUCUCCUCAGGACGUUUACCCAUCUCCUCUUCCUGUCUUCUUUGCCACUAACUCAACGUUGACUGAUGCCAACGAACAAAAAACAUUGGCAAAAAGACAGUUGAUCAGUCGCAAGGAGACGCCACUGCAACAGUCCAAGACUACAGUGUUCUCUCAGUCAUGUAACACCUCCCACGUGCUGACCACACCCAGCGCCACACCUGUACCCGGCCCUCUCAACAACACGGCGCAGAACGUACGCAGGUCCUCGCGUCUCUUCACCAACAGCUACUCCGUCAAGGAAAACAACAAAAGUCCAAAUCGGAACAAGUUUGCCACACCAAAGUCACCGUCGAGGAAAACAAAGUCGUCGCGGUUAGCGAAAGCGAACCUGAACAAAACAAAUUUCCAAGACCUGAACGAACGGAAUCGCCUCGGCGUGGUGGGUGAGCGGCCGGAAUCUAUUGUGGGCGACAACUCCAACAGCCAGAUGAACUGUGCGACAAUGACUCAGCAAUAUCUAGGCAUGCAGAAACAAUCUAUUGAAGGCUUGUUGACUCUACUAAGGGAGGUAGGCACAGCGUAUCUACACCUGUCUCAGUUCCAAUGUCGUAAGGCUAUAGAGUGUCUGUCGUCUCUGCCUUCGCAACAGUACAACACAGGCUGGGUGCUGGGGCUGCUGGGCCGAGCCUACCUGGAGCUCACUGACUACCAGAAGGCCGUGCACUAUUUCUCCCAAGUGAGAGAGAAGGAGGCUCAUCGCAUGGAGGGUAUGGAGCUGUACAGCACGGCUCUGUGGCAUCUACAGCGGGAAGCAGCACUGUCAGCGCUGGCGCAGGACCUUAUAUCACUAGACCGCCACAGUCCCCACGCCUGGUGCGCCGCGGGAAACUGCUUCAGUUUACACAAGGAGCACGACACCGCGAUCAAGUUCAUGCAUCGGGCUGUACAGGUCGAUCCAAACUUUGCGUACGCCUACACACUUCUAGGUCAUGAAUACGUGGUGACGGAGGAGCUAGAAAAAGCCAUGAGCUGCUAUAGAAAUGCUGUACGGAUAGAUUCUAGACAUUAUAUAGCUUGGUUCGGGAUUGGGACAAUAUACUCCAAACAGGAGAGGUUCCAGUUAGCAGAGGUACACUUCAAGCGAGCCCUCGCUAUCAACCCCCACAAUUCUGUCGUCAUGUGCCACAUUGGUGUCGUCCAAAAUGCCCAGCAGAAGACUGACCAGGCCUUGCAGACGCUGGAUGCUGCUAUUGCCGCAGAUCCCAGUAACCCUCUGUGCAAAUUCCACCGUGCCUCCAUCUUCUUUGCUGUCGGUCGUCUCAAAGAGGCACUGCAAGAACUGGAGGAGCUCAAGGAAAUCGUACCUAGUGAAUCUCUAGUCUACUACCUAACUGGGAAGGUACACAAGAAGUUGGGUAACACACAUUUAGCGUUGAUGCACUUUAGCUGGGCCACCGACCUAGACCCCAAAGGAGCCAAUAGUCAAAUCAAGGACGCUAUUGACCCUUCGAUCUCACGAUCCCAUACAGAGGACUCGGAUUUUGUCCAAGUGUUUCCGCCAGCUGAAAGCUCACAAGAAAUGAACUCAUUGCAGUUACAAGAUAGCGAUGAUAGUCUUCUAUGAGUGACUUCUGGGUAUUAGGUAGCCUAAUCUCUCCCUCUAGUCUCGCAAUUGCGUCGGGAGAUUUUCACACAGCUUAAGUUUCAUCGCAGCUAACCUACCAGUUUUAUUAUAUAUUGUAAAUUGUAUAAGUUUAUAUGUAUAUUUCUACUGUAAAUGUGUAAGUGUGUUUGCUGAAGCGUACUGUACGGAGCUGAAACGGUUUGAUAAUUGUUGUGUUAUUAAUUUUGGAUUUUAUUAGACUUUUCUUUUGUACAUUAUACUUUUCCUUAUUUCAGUGCCUGUAAAGAGAGGAGUGAUUUAUUUAGGUUAAUUAUACAGUGUAAGCAUUUGUGGGUGUUUUAAUGUGUCCUUUAAUCUCAGUUUAUAUUUUUAAAUUAUUUUAGCGUGUUAACAAAUUAUUAUUUUGUAGAUUAUAUAGUAGCUUUAAUCACGAUGACUUUAGAAUAAUUAUUUUUCAUAGUGAAAAUAAAAACAUAAUCAGUAAUAACAUAAUAUUUGUCACUAAGAAUUAUAUAUUUUUUUUUCUUGUCCUAAACAUUGAGUUCACCUGUGGCUUUUUGUAUACUGUACCAUGUUAAGAACUAUUUCAACAUCUACACAUGACAGAAGAUCUUGGAUAGUUAUUUUGAUUUACGAUAUACUUGUAAUUCUCUUCAACCACAAAAAUAACUUAAAUUAGUACAAUUACUGGAUUUCUAUACAUCUUUAUAUAUGACUAGCUAUCCUAAACCCCAACCUACUAAUUGUUGCUCAACAGUUUUGCAGAAAAUAUUAUCAGAACACUAAAAGUAUGUAAAAAUUAAAGCUCACAAAAUUUUUGUUUGUUAAAUAUUUGUUACAGUGCCUGCAUUUAUACAUGGUUAUGUUUUACAGUAAACUGGGUUCGAUAUACAGUUGUCAGUCAAGUCUUUGGUUAAAAAUACAAUACCGGUACUUUGAAGUAGACACUCCAUUUUCAUAUUAUCAACUUAUUUCAAUUGAGCCAAUGAUACAGUUUGCGGAUGUAAAUAGUUUCUAAGAGAAAAACAGUCAAGGUUCAUGUGUUAAAUCGAUGGUGGAGAGUUCCGAGUAAAAGCUGUGGCUCCACCAGUAACUAGAAGAGAAAAAUAUCUUCACUAGCACACUCUAUUUGAAGCUGUACUUGUUCAAGUUUUGGCCAUUUUACAACUCAAAAUGGACGUUAAAGUGAGCGACUGUCAGAUUGUGAUUUUGUAAAUGACUCAUUUCUGUCAAGUAUUCAAACUGAUGGGACGACCUUGUUAGCUAUAAUCAUCUUUUAUUUCCUAUCGGCUAUCUCAGUAAUUAAAAUAUAAGGUGGAAAAUUAAAUUUUAUACAUUAGCGCAACCUGUGACUGGCUUACAUAACUAUGUUCUUUUUUUUAAAAACAUUGGCAACAGCUGGUUCAUAUGGAUGGUAUGUCUACUUCAGUAUCGUAAAGUCAAUGCUCAGUCAACUAUUUUCUCUUUAAAAAACUCACUACAGAGCUGGUUCAUAUUGAAAUGUCUACUUCAGUAGCCAAAGCAUAUUAUUGUUUAGUAUUACCUUUUUUAUGCAUUUUUGAAUCAUUGUAUUGUUACAUUAAAAAUGUUAUGACAAUAAAAUACACGAGUAAUCAGAAUCAAAGCUGUGUCAGACAAUUGGCUGCUUUUGUGGUAAGGUAGUGAACCUUAACAUGUUAUGAUUUAACCCAUUGAUGCCGUUUCUUAAGUGUUGCUCGUCACCGCAUUCCGUGGCGUGGUAGCCUUGCUGCUAACACACUAGCACUUAAGUUUGUUGAUUCUAACCUGCGAGAGAUAGUGUUGACAUAUGAUUUUAGUGGCAUUCAUUCCAAUUCGUUGCACAGACGAGUGUAGCGUUGAGGCCUUUCUACAUGCGCGUUUAAAUCCCCUGUGCAGUCCAUAUUGAGCUUACUAAUGUGUGGGUUAGCUAGUGGGAGGACCCACCUUAAAUAAACGGUGUUCGGCUUGGGUAGAAGUUGACGGCAUUAGUGAAGUUAAUACUUUAAUACUUAUCAAUGAAAUGGCGACCAUACAAAGUAGAUAUUUCAAGCCAAGUAUGAAUGGAGAUGAGUGUAGGAUGAGUGGCGCGAUAGUGAUUGCAAAAUAACUUCUUGAACAGCAUCGUACGUGUUAUUAAAUUACCUGAAAGUACAAAAAUACAUCAAAUAACACUUGUAAUAAAUUAUACUUUUCCCUAGUCACCUGACUAAGUGGGCUUCCUUGCACAGUUUAUAGUACAGAAAGCCUUACUUUGGUGCACAGUUUUUACUUUAGAAUACACCAGUAUUCCAACCAAACAACACAACAGCGUGCUUUUAUUAUGCACAUAAUCUGUGUACGCUUGGAAAUAAGUUCGCAACACUUAAAGGUAUACGACUACGAUCAGCUGGUGCAGCGUUUCCCAUUUCGUUCAGUGUUUGGAUUUACCCUAACCUUAUAACGUGUUGUACAGUGUUUGAAAGACUAAUUAUUUAUAUGAUUUAUAGUAACUGCAGGGAAAAUAUAAUGUGUACCACGAGUGCAAACUCUUUGCUAUCAUAGGCUAACUCGAGAAACUUUCCACACUCGCCUACGGCUCGCGCGUAAACAUUUCUCUCGUGUGCAGCAAAUUGCCACUUUGCCCACUAGUUACACAAAUAACUAUUUACUCUCAAGACGUAUUUACAUACAUAUAAAAGAUGGUAAGUGGUGAUCGAUUUCGAUUGGACACUCCAAUCAUCAUCAGACAGGCGAAUGAAUGCACACAACUGUUUUUUGUUGUUCUUUUAUAACUAUACAAUAGGACACAGAUUUUCGUUUUUUGGCUUACACUUUUGUCAAAUAUGGACAUCGAGUUGAAAUUGUGUGCGACAAAAGACAAAUAACCUAAAAAAAUAAUUAAUUUAUAAAAUAAUCCGGUGUCAAUGGGUUAGAUCUUACUCCAAAUUGAUUGUAAGAAACCAAUACUCUUUGUAAUUCUAGUUUAAAAGAUCUUGUUCUGUUAAGAAAUUUGACAUUUAUCUUAUGUAAGUUAUGUUUCUACUACUGUGAUAGUUUUGACUGCUCGAAGAAAGACUGAAUUUGAGUUAAAUGAGCUAAUUAACGUAAAAACGAAAUAAUGCUUUUAAAUUUUCCAAAUUUGUUGAAUGUAACAGUUCAUGUUUUCUUUUGUUUGUCGUAUCUAGUUUGAAUUACAGGUUAAGUACCUUUGACUUUUAAAAUAAAAACCGGCCACCGACAGAUUGUGCUGAUGUAAUACUGUUAUUAAAAUUCAUUUGUGGUUAGAAUUUUGUUCCAUUGUGUAUUUUACUUGAGUAAAUACCUCCUUAUCAAUGGUAAGACCAAUUAAUUGGAAAUAAAAAGUGAACAAAAUGGUUUUGUGAAUUAAUUUGCUUAAAUAAUGGUGCAGUAUGACAAAUACAAUUAAUCACAUGGGCCAAACUGUCUUAAUAACCCUUCCUUAUUUCCCAAACGAGGCUUCCAAAAUUGACUUGGGCCUGAGUGAUAAAUUCUGUGGAACCUCGAUAAUCCGGCUUAGUGGGAUGUGCGGCAGGCUGGAUUAAGAAGAAGGCCCGACCAUCAAGAGAGCAUUUAAUGAGCAGGUGCCGGACAUCUGAAAUCCAUGUUUUGUCUCGCCAUUCGUCACCACUUGCCAGUACUGUAAUAGUGCAGUUCCGUUUUGUUAGCGAUUAAGUUCAGUAUAGAAUAUUCAACUGUUCUACAAAUUUACAAAACUAUUCUUAGCCCAGGCAUAGACUUGUAGCUCCUAAAAAUUUGGGGAAAGCUGGAAAUUGUUUUAAUCUGCUCUGGAGAUCCUAAAUAAGUUAAAAAUGAGUUAGCAACGAUUUUGUUCAUUUCUAUUUAUUCGCUUAUAAAACAGUGCAUCCUACAAAAAAAAGGUUUUAACAUAUUUUUCUAAAGAACAUUAAAUUCCGCGUUGAAUGAUGUUAAAAUCAUCAAAAACGAGUCAGUCGUUCUGCUACAACAGGUCGUCAAAGUUCAGUAGUUUUAACAUUCUCCUUGUCAUCCUAUUCUUGAUGAUUACAGCGUAUUCCGCCAGAUAGUUUUCGGUUAAAAUUACUGAACUUUGACAUCCUGUUGUAGCAGAACGACUGAACCAGAUUUGAUGAUCUUAACGUCAUUUGACGCAAAAUUUAAUGUUCUUAAAAAAACGUACGCAAACACUUUUUUUGUGGGAUGCACUGUUUUCGAGUUAUGAGCAAAAUCGGCCUAGUUUUUUGCCUCCCAUACACUUGGCUAACUUCAGAAUCCGUCGCAAACUCAUUUUUAACUUAUUUAGGAUCUCCAGAGCAGAUUAAAAAGAUUUCCCCCAAUUUUUUGGAGCUACAAGUCUAAUCUGCCUGGGCUAAGAGUAGUUUUGUAAAUUUAUAUUAAAGUAAUGAUGAAUAUUCUAUAAUGAACUGAACUUUAAUAAGAAAUUUGAAGCUGACUUUUUUUGGUGGGUGGGAUUGAGCUAGAUUACGAGAGGCCGGAUUAUGGAGGUUCUAUUCUACAAUUUAUGUUGGUUACCAAUCUUCUAAGUUUCAGAAUGCAUGCAUAUUUUAACGUACUUGUAAUGAUUUUGUCAGAUUUGUUGUGUUGUGAUAAUUUCUAUUUCAAGUUUAUUUUUUUAAUUCUUUACUUGGGCCAUAUAAUGUGCAUUGAAUUACCUCAACUAGCUUGUUCAACACCGGUAUGAAUACUACUUAAAAAUUUAUGAAUGUUAUGUAGAUGUUGUUUUCAAUAUUGUAUAUAUUAUUUUAACUGUCAGUAUCUGAGAACAUAUAUAAUAUGAUGAAAUUGUAAUGUAUUUUAAUGGAGAUUGUGUUUUUGUAUGCGUAUAGAUUAAGCUAGCCAAUUUUUGUAGCUAUGUAUCAUACAAAUUGUGUUAAUUUAUUCAAAGAAUAAUAUCGAAGGGAGAUACAA